Messenger RNA from Salvelinus sp. IW2-2015, 381 nucleotides. The record is from RefSeq and is a predicted model, not a curated record. Lineage: Eukaryota; Metazoa; Chordata; Actinopteri; Salmoniformes; Salmonidae.
GAUGAGUGCGCCACACAGACACACACCUGCUGGAACGACAGUGUGUGUGUGAACCUUCCGGGUGGUUUUGACUGUAUGUGCACAUCUGGACCGGCUUGCAGUGGAGACUGUCUUCACGAGGAGGGCCUCAAACACAACGGACAGGAGUGGAACCUCAGCCUGGACCGAUGCUCCCUCUGCUCCUGCAAGGACGGGCGCACCUUCUGCAGGAGGACAGAGUGUGACUGUGUGGACCCCGAGGCAGACCUGUUCUGCUGUCCUGAGUGUGACUCCAGAAAGUCCAGCCAAUGUCUGCACCAGAGUGGACACACACUGUACAACAGCAGAGACUCCUGGAUCUACAGCUGCCAGCUGCGCUGCCUGACAAUCCACUUGCAGUGA